AGGUGACCAAAGCAUGGCGAUGCUUGGAGAACGAGGCGACACGCCAGAAAUGCAUGGAUAUCGUCGAGGAAGCAGAGGCCAUUGUAGCAAAGAGGAUUGAGGAACGGAAAAAGCAGCUCAAAAGAGAAGGCAAGGACACCCGCGUGGAUGAAGAUGACCCAGAGAAACUGAAACGCGCUGUUUAUGUCCAGACCAUGAAGCUAUUUGCAGAUAUGGAGCGCAAGAGGAGACAACAGGAGACACGCGACCAGGAGGAAAGAAAAAGAAAGCGAGAGGAAGAAAUUGAGGAGGAAGAGCAGAAGAAAGCCGAGAAAGAGUGGCAGAAGAACUUUGAGGAAUCUCGAGUGGACCGCGUGAACAGUUGGAAGGACUUUCAGAAGGGCAAGUCUGCAAAGAAAUUCAAAGGAUUUAAACCACCAAAGCACAAGGCUGAGGCAAGGGACUAGCAACAUAUGUGUGUAUAUAUGUGUGAGUGUGUAUAUAUAUAUACAUAUAUAUAGAUGUAUAUGUAUAUAUACAAAAAUUUAUGUUUGUGUGUGAAUGUAAACUUCUUUUUUAUCAUCCUUUUUAUUUUUCCUAAUUAUGAUGUAUGUCUUGUUAUCUUUUUGUAAUUUUUCUUUCUUUUUUUUUUUCUUUUUUAAGAAGGCCCACUGUCUCACAGUUGAUCACAUAACGUCACAUGAUGUUAAUGGCGAGGUAAUGAAGUCUUUAUUCUUUUCAUUAGAUGGUUACCUAGUCAUUCUGAGCAAUAGCUGAAUAUAUAUAUGUAUGUAAUGUGGAGACUUUUGAACUUUUGACAGGUUCUUUGUGAUCUUUAUAUUGGGGGAAUUUUUCUUUUGGGCUUAUUUUUCCAAAUCCCCCAAUCCGGAGGGGAAGAUUUAUUUAUAUAAGUUUUUUUUUUUCAUAAAGAUGUUACCUUGUUUUAUGAGAGAUGAUGGAAUUAUUUUUGGUUUUCAAAUAGGUUACUGUGGCAUUAGGUAAUAUUAUUUUUUAUCUUUAUUGACAAUUAUCUGUAUCAGAAUCAUUAAUAUUAAUGAUAGUAAAGAUAAUAAUAUUGGUAAUAUAUGCAUUCUUUCCACUCAUUGGCUUAUUGAAUGUUAUUAUCAUUAUUACUAUGAUUAUUAUUUUUUUUCUUAACACAGGUAAUAUUUUGCUUCUUGUAUAAAGCUUUUAUAUAAAUAAAUGACCAUAUUUAGCACUGAAACCCCUCAAAAAUGUCAUAUUUUUAUUUCCAAUUCCAUAUUGCAACUUCAUCCUUGUAUGUGGCACAGAUUACUGAUAUUUUCUCUUUCCUUUUUUUGUCAAUUAUUUAGCGAUUUUGAAUGGAAGUUUAGUUCUCCAUAAAUCAUAUUUUCUGCAACUGAUAUCAGAGGAAAAUCAUGCACAUCACUCUGCUAAAAUGUCACACAGAAUAAGUUUUCAUCGACAUUACCGUUCUACAUCUUUUCCCCUUUUUUCUUUAGCAGGAUUUUCAUUUGACAUUUUGUUAUGGAUUUUAGUACUUCUCUUGAUAAUUAACCCGUUGAUGACAGGUACAUGUAUCGUCCACUGUAGUUUUGUUUUGUGAAUUUUGUUGAUACACAGAUGGUCCUACAAGCGCUUAUUCACCCAGGAGUUAAUUGGUAGGCCAUACAUGACCUCACCCACUUGCCCCAUUCCUUGAGCGUUCAUUUUUUUCUUCUUUUUGUUGUUCUGCUUUCUUCUUUCUUAUGUCUUUUUCCUUUCUUCUUUCCUAUGUCUUCUCUUUCUUCUUUCCUAUGUCUUCUCUUUCUUCUUUCUACUUCUUUCUUUCUUAUUUUUGUUCUUCUUUUAUCUUUCUUACUGUUAUUAUUGUUGUCAUCAUUAUGAUUAUUUUGAUGCUAUGGAAAUGUUAACAGCAAUAAAAGAUUUUUUAAAAACUUUCCAAAAAUCAAGAAAAAGGGUAAACAGGUGAGAUGGAUAGAACUAAUAAUUCUCCUUAGCGACUAUGCUCUUGCGGAUCUAUUUGAGUAUAAACAAAAUUAAUAAACUAAAAAUGUCACAGUGGAUAUGGCAUAUAUUUAAGUGCCAUCCUGCCAUCAAUGGUUAAGGAAAAUUAUAGUAAUCUAUAUUAUUUAUUUAUAUUUCUUUCAAUUUUAUUUCAAAAAGAAAUCUCAUGCAGGCUAAAUUGUACUCAAGAUUUAUUUCUUACUCUUCUGUGUUUCUCUUUGAAGCUUUCAUAGAAUUUCUCUUUUUUUUUUCAUAAGGUACAUAUAUAUUGUAGUCGUAAAAAUUGAAAAAAAUAAUAAACCUAAAAAAUGUGGUCACCAGUCACUCUAAACCAUGAGUAAGAUUUUCUCAUGAUCAAUAAAUUGUUUUUUGAUUGCUGUGUGUUUCCAAAAUGAUGACAAGAUUUAUUGACUUUUUGCUGUUGUAAUUUCUAGUUUGAUAAAGUUAGAGAGAGAGGGGGGAAACAAAAAAAAGGAAAAGAAAAAAUCAUACAUUUUCUGAAUCCCAGCAGAUAUUUUUGUACAAAUACUUUUGAACAUAAAUAUGAAAAUGACAAGUAAUGUGUACUUGAUUUUGUCAGCCGUGUUCAAUAAAUUUAGACCUGUUGGUCCGGUAGUCAGCACAUUGUAUAUAUUGUCAAUCCUAUAAUGAUUGCAAGGAGAACACUGUGGCUUUGUAUUUUUUUUCUUAUUUUUUUUUCUUUUUUUUUCUUAUGACAAGGCAAGGUUUGUCUCUUGUAACAAAAUGUGUUUGGGAAAUCACAGCCAAAAAUAAAAACACUUGAACCCCA
Messenger RNA from Penaeus vannamei (Pacific white shrimp), 2758 nucleotides. Lineage: Eukaryota; Metazoa; Arthropoda; Malacostraca; Decapoda; Penaeidae. The record is from RefSeq and is a predicted model, not a curated record.